Molecule: messenger RNA, 533 nt
Organism: Paraglomus brasilianum
Lineage: Eukaryota; Fungi; Glomeromycota; Glomeromycetes; Paraglomerales; Paraglomeraceae
Source: the annotation of a GenBank genome assembly
AUACCAAGUACGCACAGAGAUACUGCAGCCCUUGAUCGAUAGCCAUUUGGACUGGCAGAAGAAAGCAGUUCAAGCAUCAUCAGAAGCAGACCUUCACAUAUACUUUGGUGGUCCACGUUCACCGUUUUUUCUUCCCCUUCUUGGUGUACCUGGUCGCAACGGUCCUUCAUUAUCAACAAACGCACGCAUCCACGUUUAUAGACCAUUCUUGCAGAAAUUGUCAUCGGACGAGGUUAAGAGAUUAGAAGAAGAGCUGUAUAAACCAUAUGCGAACGUUAUUAUUCGCACGGCUACAGCGGGCGUCGAAAUGGAAGAAUAUGAUAGAGCCGUGCAACUUUGUAUGUUUGAUAUUCGAAGGCUUUGGAUUGUUUUCACAAUGCUUCUUGAUCUUUACAACAACUCGUCUGAAAAUCUCAGACUCCAAGGUGCUUACGAACAUACAUCAGUCGCUAUGCUGAUUGAACGUGGAACCACGAUUAGUAUUGAAUCUGAAUUCAGAGAAACUGAAUACGUUCAAAUCGUUGACAGAUAUC